AUGCGUCCAUUUCUCAGGCGCGCGAAGGGGGUGGUAACGUUCGGUGCGGCGAUUAGCAUAAAACGUGUUGUUCCCAUCAGCCAUCAGCGGCGCUCCAACCUCGGCUGUCGCGGCGACACGUUCCGGCCAGCGUGCGAAGAAACAGUUGGCGGUGGGCGUGGUGUGACGACCGGGCCCCUUACCGACCAGAGCGCUAAGCUGACUGAAGCGUUCAAUAUUCCGGUGCCGCGCCAUUUCACGACGCUGAUCGUCCGCAAAAUUGAAAACUAUUCCGCAGACUGGAAACAUUCAAAUUGCAUCCGAUGGAUGAUAUUCGGCAGCGGCGGCAGCUCAAAGGCGAGCGGCGGCUCUCUCGCCGCACUGUUAUUAUCUCAACACCAUCGCGCUCCACCUAACCCAUUCGCUUUUUUCGCCAGACGCCUCCGUCUCACUCCUUCCGCGCCAGCACGAGAGGGACCCACGCCCGUUUACACUAAACUCGUCUCGAGGGCGUUCCCUCGACGAUUUAUCAUU
This is a messenger RNA of Iphiclides podalirius (scarce swallowtail), 513 nucleotides long. Lineage: Eukaryota; Metazoa; Arthropoda; Insecta; Lepidoptera; Papilionidae. The record is from the annotation of a GenBank genome assembly.